This is a messenger RNA of Rotaria sp. Silwood1, 363 nucleotides long. The record is from the annotation of a GenBank genome assembly. Lineage: Eukaryota; Metazoa; Rotifera; Eurotatoria; Philodinida; Philodinidae.
AUGGCAAAUAAAGAUCAAGGUCGAUGUUUUGUAUGUAAUGAUGUUGCAAUUGGUAUUAAUUUUGGCGUGCCAACCUGUAUGCCAUGUAAAGCAUUUUUUCGACGAAAUGCAUCUCAACUUGGUUCUCGUGAAUUUGUAUGUCAAAAUGAUGGUGAUUGUAUAAUAACAUAUACAUGUCGUCGUUCAUGUAAUUGUUGUCGUUUGGCAAAAUGUUUUCGCGUUGGAAUGAAAAAAUCCUUUAUACUUACUGAUGAAGAACGUGAAGCUCGAAAUAAACUUGUCGCAACAAACCGUCUCAAACGUGGAAAAGUACCAAAACAACGACCUAUACAAUGGGUAUGUAGUAUUUAUACAUAUGCAUAA